This is a messenger RNA of Pantherophis guttatus, 6696 nucleotides long. NCBI's taxonomy places the organism in Eukaryota, Metazoa, Chordata, Lepidosauria, Squamata, Colubridae. The record is from RefSeq and is a predicted model, not a curated record.
CUGUCUCUCUCUGUCUCCUCCUUUCCCUCUCCCUCUGUUUGUGUGUAUAUGUGUGUGUGUUUUUGUGUCCCACUCUCCCUCUUUCUGUCUCUCCAUCUGUCUGUCUCUGUCUCUCUCUCCGUCUCCAUCUCUGUCUCUGUGUGUGUGUUUCGUCUCCGUCUGUUUUUGUCUCUCUGUCUGUUACUCUCUCUCUCUCUCUCUCUCUCUGUUUCUCUCUCUCUCUCUCUGUCUCCUCCCCCUCCCUCCACUUUAUCUCUCCCAGGUGUUGUUAGCAUGUACAGGUGGUCCAUGACUUAUGACUGCAAUUGAGCCCACAAUUAUUUUUGAAAUAUUUUUAAACUCUUCACUCCCUGAUUGAGGAUUACUUCCCCAAAAGAUGGCUGCGGUGAUCAGUGGUAUUUCCCGGCUCUUUCAGCCGACAAUUGCAGUACUCUCAGCGGAGAAGAUAUGCCAAGGGACCAACCCAUGGUACUUCCUUAUUGGCCUUCGCAUGGUGACUUUAUUUUUUGCUUAUGGGCCUUGGGAGUCCCUCAAGGCCGACUUGGUUUGCCGUUGGCCCUCCAACAUUGGGGACAGAAAUAAAUUUUGUUCGGCCAUAUGCUAUAACCAGCGCUUCCCUGUCCCCAUCUCUGGUUUCUGGGUUUUCCACUUCAUUGCCAUCAUUUUCACAGUAGCCCUCUUGAAGUUUGUUUACGUUACAAAGAAAAGCUCCACAGACAAGGAUACAGAAGCUGCCCGAAGGCCCAAGCCCACUUCAGGGACCGAAAGUUCUCCCAAAGUGGGGGAAGAGUUUUCUUUCGGGGGCUGGAGAUAUGGGAUCUACAUCUUCUGCAUCGCCCUCCUUCUGGCAAUUGAUGUCGCCUUCAUCUGGACACUUCUGGGCCUUCAGUUACCCAACUUGAGUCCAGCGGUCACAAAUUGCUAUCCUAAUGACCCAGCCUGUCCCGACACAGCCCAGUGCGCUGUCACUGCCGUCAGUGACAAGCGGGCCAUCCUCUGGGUUUUGGCCUUCUGCUCGGCAGCCAACAUCCUCUUCUGUAUCGGUGUGCUGUCCGCACAGUGCUGUCAGGCCUGUGGUUUUUGCAGAGGCCCUGAGAAGGCCAAGCCGGCGGAAUAUGGCUGCCAUUAUCAUGGUGCAGGUUGCCCGGGUGACUGCGGUAGAUUGACAGAGGUGCUUAGCAACCGCGAGAUAGUCCAGGCAGGGGCAGCAAGGUGUGGAUGCCAGCCAGAGGGAGUCAACUGCUGCUGUCGGCAAGGCAAUGAGGGAAGCAGGGGCGUGGCCUGUGGUUGCCAGGACAACCAGCUUUGCCCCUGCUUCUUCAGUGAAAGCAACACAGGGUUAUCCUCCCUGACAGGCAGGGAGGAUUCAGAGGGGAAGCUCUUAAGAGGAGACACAGAAAUAGGGGGAGAAAGGAAAAAGUGGGGAGCAGGGGAGACCUGGAUGCAGGUGAACAAGCCUGCCAAGAUGGAGGCCCAGAGGGGCCAAGGCAGCCCAAGGGGGGGCGCCGUAGUAAAAAACAUGGCCAAAUAUCAGCCUCGGAGAAACUGGAGGUUGUAGGGUGUGGCAGGGCAGGAAAGUAGAUUUUUAGAUCUGCUGCCUUGAAAGUACAGUCAGAGUUUGCACAUUUCCCUGACGGAUUAAGGAAAGCAUCAUCCAGGCCAGGGUUUUGUUGGCUGGAGAAUUCUAGGAGUUGAAAUCCAAAUGUCUUAAAGUUUUCUAAGUUUGAAAAACACUGAUCUGGUGUUUACAAGUUCAGGCUUUUGCAGGUUGUAUGUGUAUAUACAUACCUACAUAUACACACAUACAUAUACACACAUACAAACACACAGACAUAUAAUUAUAUGUAUGUAACAUACAAUAUAUAAUUUUUUUUAUUAUUAUUUUUAAAAGGAAGAUAAAAACUAAGUAAGAAAAAGAAGAGAAAAAGAUCAAGGAGAAAGCCAAAAGUGCAAGAAAGAAGUAAAAGAAAAAUAGAAACAAAAUAUAUAACAAAGCAGUUUCUACUCUUCUGUACAACAGCUACAAUUACAAAUUCACCUCUUAUUCUACAGCUACAACAUUCUUCUUUUUAUAUAAUUUAUCCUGUCUAAUCAUCAGUCGUAAAUUCAUAAAACAAAAAUGAGUUCAGCCAUAAAUCAUAAGUACAUUUUUUCACCAUAAGGGGUUUCUAGUCAGCAAUAAACAUCAAUAUUGCCCUUCCUCUGAUCAACUUAGCCAUCUCAGCAAGUUCUGUCGUCUUGACCAACCAUUCCUCCAUUUUGAGUAAUGCUGAAUCUGGGUGUAAAUAUUUUCAUACAUGCUUAUAAUAAUUAUUAUGGUUUUAAAGGAGAUGCUAACACUCUUAUUAAUUUUUAUAAGUAUAUGUGAAAAUAUUUAUCAAAAUCCUUCAGUUUGUAUAUUGCUAAAAUAGGUCAGGUACAAGGUGAGCAAUUAUGCCACAGCCUUAUGCCUGCCACUCUGAUAUAUCACAGAAAGGGAAGAAGGGAGGGACAAAAAGUUAAAAGCGACAAAAUCAUCUUACAUAAUUUAAUUAGGUAAUUAUUGUCACAAGGCUAAGCCAUUAAUUAUUUUCUUGGAAAACAAUUUAUUUAUUUAUUUGCAAUCUCAUGCAAACAAUUUGCAACCUAUGUCUUCCAGCAUAGUUCAAAUAAGCUUACAAACAGAGAUAAAGAAAAAUUAACUAACAAAAUCAAUUAAAAAAAGUUAAGCAUAAGACAAAAUGGCUAUGUAUAUAUAUUUUUAAAGACCAAUUAAAAAUCACAGUCUUUAAGAUUAGAACAGACAGCAGAAUUAAAUUUCUCAAUGCUACAAAGUUGCAGUAGAGAUACUAAAUGUAAACAUACUUACUCCAUACUUCUAAGUCCUUCCAAAUAUAAAUAUGGUCUUAUACUGAUAUGAUGCAAUCUUACUUUUCCCAAUUUCUUGUGAAGGAAUAGGCACCAAAUUAUUUAUACUAAAGGCCAUUCCUGAAUUCCUCCAGUUGAGGAAGGGCACAUUGGUGCAAAAGACAGCUGAGUAAGAAUAUAUAAGUAAGUUUGAAUUUAAACUAAACUUUAUCACAAUGAAGAGUUAUUUUCUCUUCUACUAUAUAUGUUAAGUAGAUUUUUGUUACAGGUAAGUCCUUGACUUACAAUCAUUUGUUCAGCAACUGUUUGAAGUUACAACAGCAUUGAAAAAAGUGAUUUAUGAUCAAUCCUCACACUUACAACCAUCACAUGAUUAAAAUUCAAGUACUUGACAACUGGCAUGUGUAUGGAUGAUUGCAGCAUCCAAAGGUCAUCUGAUCAUCGUUUGCAAGCUUUCCAGCCAACAGGUGACAAGCAAAGUCAAUGAGGGUUCUUAACAACCUUAUGGUUCACUUAACAAAUGUAGUGAUUUGCUUAACCAUCAUGUCAACAAAGGUCAUAAAAUCAGUCCUAAUUCACUUAACACCUGCCUUGUUUAGCAAUGGAAAUUCUGAUUCCACUUGUGGUCAUAAAUCAAGGACUACCUGUGUUACCAGUUACUGGUCAGGUGAAUGAUAGUUGUGCUUAUCUUGUUAACACCUUAUUUUUACGCUGAUUGCAAGUCUUACAUUUCAUAGUCUCCUGAAACUUGAAACUCUUGAAAUACAAUAUAUGUAUACUAUACUGUCUUCUUGUCUUGUGUUUGGGAAGGCAGGAUGAGGAAAGAUUGAAGAGGAAGGGAAAAUCCCCUAUAAUUUGAUAUGACCAAAGCCUGACUCACCUAAAGCAACCAAAUCACUUCAAAGAUGCAAUAAAAUUUUAUUAGCAUGCAAACAAUAAAACAAUAUAUUCUAGGCUUCCAGCAAAGCAUUGUCAUUUUGCUGACAGCCCUGAUCAAAAGCAGAACCAGUACUUAUAUAUCCUUGUCUUCCUAUGUUGCAAAGGCAGAGAAAACUGCAAAAAUAGUGGAAAUGUUGAUGCAAAUAUGAUCAAGUUGGAAUGCUUUCAAUAAAUCCGUUUGGGUGACAUUAUUAUUAUUAUUAUUAUUUAUUCCUUCCCACUAUGUCAACAUGCUAGCCAUACUAUCUCUGAAAUAUACAGUGAAUAUACAGGUAGUCCUUGAUUUACAAUCGUAAUGGAGUCUGCCCAUUAUGGUUAUAAGUUGUGACUGUUGUAAAAUGGGUCAUCACAUGACCAACCUGAUUGUAUGACUUUUUUUUUUUGCAGUGGUCAAUAUGUGAAUCAUGAUGGUUGUUAAGUGAAUCUGUGGUUGUUCAGCAAACCCAUUGUUUAUGAUGGGGUAUUUUUGACAAAAACUGGAAGAAAAUGCCAUUUUUGGGCAAAUUUACAUGGGACACUAAAAGGGAUCAUAAGUGUGGGCUAGUUGCCAAGCACUUAAAAUGUGAUAAUGUGACUAUAGGGAAGGGGGUGAUUAUCUGUCACAACUUUGAACUGGGUUGUAAGUGCCUUUUGGGGGAUGUGCCUUUGAAUGGUUGCUAUGCAACCAGUCUAGUGGUGGGUUGCUACUAGUUUGCCCCAGCGAACUGGUAGCGAUGGUUGUGGGAGGCUCCGCCCACCCAGCUGGAUGCUUCUGCGCAUGUGCAGAAGCUUCUGUGCAUGUGCAGAAGUGUUGCAUGCACACGCGAGUGUGCAGCCAUGAAUGAACCAGUAGCAACGGGUUUUGAAACCCACCCCUGAACCAGUCAUAAGUUGAGGACUGCCUGUAAACAAUUUGGUUUCCUGGGCCAAAGGCUCCUGACUGAUUCCUCUUCCUCAGGGUUUUUUCAUCUUGCUAUAACUGUUUUCUUACAAUAGGUCUUUAAGCAGUUCAUGUGUGUUUCUGGAUUUGGGAGGGGAUCUCAUAGGUUUGGGAUUACUUGUAUGAGGAGGGUUAGGGUUUUCCACCAAUAAUUGAUUCCUCUUAUGGAGAUAACAAAUGCUCCUAUACAUAGUUUGCAUCUAGUUAGGAUAAGUUCCUUAUUCUGCAAGUCCUUUAUUAUUUCAGAGGCAUCAUAAUCUCAUUUGUUUAUCCAACAACCUCCAUUAAUGAGUCAUCUGGUUAUCUAAGCUGACAAAAUGCUUUUAUGUGGAGUGCACCUAUCAUUGGUUGAGUUAGACAAAUCAUCAUAAAUCACCAGAAACCACACCAGAUGCAAUCACUAAACAGGGAACAAAAAUGGUGUUUCCAACUACCUUGCAAACCUCUGCCUAGCAAGAUUGACAUCCAGUUGCAUUUUUUUUAAUUGACAUAAAGGGGGAAUUAUUUAUUUGUUAUUAAAUACGCAGGGAGCAACCUUGUAAGUGCCUUCAUUUAAGUGUAAAUAAAAAUAAAAAUGUAAAUAAAAUAGAAUUUAAGGUGGUUGUUUUAAUCUUGGAGUUGUCAACUUUUGGAAAUGUACCUACCUCCCACUCUAGUUUAAAUGCUCGGUUAUUCAAUGAACAGAAAACUAGACCAGCCGAGAGAAUUACUAUUGCCCCAUUGCCAGUUCUUAUUGCACUUCUGUUGUCUUUCUACCUAGUCAUUGCAGUCCCUCCAAAUUUACGGGUUACAGAUUUUAUCCAUCUUAAAGUUACCAGUGUAUGGUGUGGAAGUAACACAACUUUGUCAUAACUGUGACUAAAAUAGAAGCCAUAAAAUCUUGUGAUGGAACUUGAAUUCUUAUCCUGCCUUUAUUAUUUUUUAAAUAACUCAUGGAGUGAACAUACUCCUUUUUUCUGCUAUUUUCCUCACAGCAGCCACCUUGUGAGGUGGACUGGGCUGAGAGAGAGAGAGAGAGAGAGAGAGAGAGAGAGAGAGAGAGAGAGAGAGAGAGAGAGAGAGAGAGAGAGACCCAAAAUCACCCAGCCAAUUUUCAUGCCUAAAGCAGGACUAGAACUCAUUGUCUCCUGGUGAUUGGCCCAAAGCCACCUAAUUGUUUUUCAUGCCUCAGGCGGGACUAAAACUCUUCGGGUGAUUGGCCCAAAGCCACCCAACUAGCUUUCAUGCCUAAAGCAGGACUAGAAUUCACCAUCUCCUGGUGAUUGGCCCAAAGUCACCCAGCCAGCUUUCAUACCUAAAGUGGGAUUAAAAAUCACCAUCUCUGGUUUCUAUCCUGCUGCCUUAGCUACUAGACCAAAUUUAAUUAAGCGGGUGAGGGAUAGCAAAGGACCAAUUCCCGCCCCUUCCCUCUUCUCUUUGAUCUUUCAGGCUGAGGGUAUCUGGAGCAUCAGUUCUUGAGUAAAACAAACAGGCUGGUGAACUUGGAGAAGACUGUCCUGUAUGAAUACUAUGGUAUCCUGGCCCAUAACAUAGCACUUUAUAAAUAAAACCAGCCUCUUGAACUGUACCAAGAAACAUACUGCAAGCCAGCAAAUAUCGCCUCUCUUCUCCCCUCCUCCUCUCCUCUUCUCUUCUCUUUGUGCCCUUUCUGUGAUAGCCCCAACUCUACGGAAGACCAUUUCUGCCCAUAGUUUAGUACAAGAUGGGCAGCUACACAAAUGUUUUAAAUACAUACAUACACACAUUCUUACCAGCCAGGAUGUGGCUGUUGCAUUCUGUGCUAAUUUCAGUUUCUUGUUUGUCUUUUAGGCUGCCACAGGUGAGUAUAUUCCACCAUCCCACAGGUUCUUCGGUUUUCCCCUAAAAAUUAAAAUAAACUAUGUUUAGGGCCAGCAUCAUUUUUUCCACAGUUGGCAUCCAAGUAAAUCCAUACUGAGCAGAGAACCACAUGUGUUGGGUAAUUAAAACUUUGUAAUGUAUGAUUUUCUGUA